GCCGACACCUGGCAGGUAAACUAACACCAACCUACCCUAGUGACGUCAUCCUCCACCUCCUGACCAAUGGGUAGUUUACACACAACAGCUGGUGGUGGAGAUCAACUCUCAGGUGGCGCUGUUCAGGGACCUGUUGAUCUGUGUGGGUCAGAGCCGAGAUGGUCCGGAGCUUCGAGAGAGGAUUCGGAAGGUUCGCCGUCAAUGUGUGGACACGUGUAAACAUGCCUCCAGCCUCCUCCUUCCUGGGAUUAAGAACGACGUGGCUGAGGGCAUCCCCGUCGACAACCAGAACUUUGUGCACCUGGUGGCCUGCACUCAGCUCAUGUCCAGGGAACUCCGCAAGUGCAAGAGACUCGUUCAGACCAUGCCAGUCGACAUGACAGAGUACUAUGAGAACAAGCCAGGUCCUUCUGGUAUGGGCGGCCUUGGAGUCAUCUCUCAGCUGCUGCUUUGUAAGACCCUGCAGCCGGACUUUCAACAGGAGGAGAUCUGCAGCAUAGAGAAGGACAGUGAAGAUAUCCUGGCCAUCCUGAAGGAGAUGCUGGAGUAUAUGCCACAGCUAACCAGUGUUGUGUGUGGACAGGAGGACGCUACCUCGAGGAACUUGGCGCUCACCGGGGAGGACAUGUUCAGCAUCUGGAGCAAGAAAAGAACUCGACGUUCCCUCUACCGCAAUAUGAGUUCCUUAUGCUGCACCUGUAAACCUGCCUACUUGUAAUACGUCAAAGUCUAGUUCUCCGGCCACUCCACCACGCCCACUCGCGUCACCGCCCACUUAACACCUAUGUAACCAACCAACCGCGCCCACCUACAUGCCCUCCAAGAUCUCAGCCAAGGAGAUGAACGCCCACCUCACCAAAAACAAAAUGGGAUAUUUCUUCUUUUUUUUCUCACUCCUGUGUGACUGAGAAGUGUUGAGUAUUAUAAUAAAUUCCACUAAUGACGACGCGAAAUGUUAUGUAUUGUAAAACUCCGCCAUGGCCCAAAUACUGUAAACAAUUGACUAUGUUCUUUAUUUAAUGCAAAGGCACGUAGGAUUCUCCCUCCACCCUCUCCCAGGCCCUUUAGUCUCAUUCAGUUCCCUUUACCCUCUCUUGGCUCCCCCCACCCUCUCCGAGCUCCAUCCACCCUCUCCUAGCUCCCUCCACCCUCUCCUAGUUCCCUCCACCAUCUCCUAGUUCCCCCCCUCCCCCACUCACUCCUAUCUCCCUCCACUCUCUCUUAAUUCUCUUUAGCUCCUUCCACUCUCCCCAAUAUCCUCUACUCCACCCUUCAUCUGUCCACGUACGCCACGCCACAAAACAGACCCAUGCACACCACGACCCUCACACACACACAGCAUAAAGAACGCGCCACAAACACGUCCCACACAUCACCAAGCACAGUCCCUUCACAUGAACCCUAAACUAAACCCACACACACGCACAGUCAAGCCAUGCCGACACGCACACCUCUCGUUACCUGACACACAACUAGCGUAAACUCGUAGCUCCUGUUCCGUAAGUGAUUGUUGUGCAGUUCAAGUGAUUAUCCCGCUUGUGUAAGCUUCGUCCAACCUGCUGUACAGUCAUAGCCUCAAUAGAGUGUGUACUGGUCAUCCGUGUGUAUGUGUGUGUGUCCCUCGAAUAGCUGCGGCAGCGUUACUAUAAUCAACCGCUGCUGCUGUUGUUGCUGCUGCUGCUGGCUAGGCAAAUUAGACUCUAUGGAUGUAAACAUAGACUACUCCUGCUGCUUCUGUAGUGGCCACGUACAGUCUGGCUCAGUGGCAAGGUCAUAUAUACGUAUUGCAGUAACUCUCCUACUGCAGGGAGGAACUUCCUGAGCCAUUUUCUGGUAUACGUGAUACAAGACGGUCAUACUGGAAAAAGAAAUGUCGUUCGCCCUAUAAUGAAGAGAGUCAGCUGUGAUGACUGCAUGCUGUGUGUGCUGGAGUCCUUUCCUUCCCUGGUGAUGCACCUGCUACGAUAACGCCAGAGCAGAGAAGUAAUAAUAACCCUUACUAAUUUAAUCUUUCCGCCGCUAUAUUCUGCUCCUGCUAUUUGAUCAGUAUUACAUAGUAUUUACCACUAAGAGGACCUUCUAUUUCUCAUCGUGUAGCUCCGCCUUGGUGACUUGACCCUCAUGUAAGGAGUGACUCAUGUAAGCCAAUUAGCUGUUGUUAUCCCUUUCUGGUGAUCUAAUAUGGACGUUUUCUGUGACUGUCUGUUUCCCCUGGCUCAUGUUUUUCCGUGGCCAGUUUUAGAACUCCACACUGAACAUUUAUCACACUUGACUUUUGUAACUAUCUAGUGUUGUCAUUUAGUGUUUCUCCCGGGCGUUACCUCUCCGUAUGUGUAUCCCAGUUGAGUGACGCCUUGUGUAAUGAUCCUUCUCUCUGUUUCCCUACUUAGUGUCCAGACAACAUGUGUGACAGUUAACACACUCUCAUCGUCCCCUUCACCUCUCUUACAAACAUACAUACGUCUGCUACCUCUCUCCGCCACCCCCGUCACCUCUCUCUCCCACCCCAUCACCUCUCUCUCCCACCCCAUCACCUCUCUCUCCCAACCCAUCAUCUCUCUCUCCCACCCCAUCACCUCUCUCUCCCACACCUUCACCCGAUGCUUCCCUCUCACACAACUUCCUACAUCCUCACUACUAACUAUCCCUCCCACACUUACCUGUCACCUGCCCCGUGCUCUCACACACUUAUUCCAUAUCAUUUCACAUUUUCCGUACUCCUACACUUGUUCUGUGCUCUAACACCUGUCCCAUGCCCUUACAUCUGUUCUAUGUCCUUACACCAGUUCCAAUCCCUAACACCUGUCCCCAUGUCCCUACAUUUAGUCCAUGCGUGCCUCCAACAUCACCUGGUGCGGCACAGCAGACAUCCCUCCUGGCUCCACAAAAGGACUCCAUCAGUAGGGCGGGGCUCGUCUGCCUGCCGACGUGUCUGAGUGCAGUGGAGGGGAACUAGACGCUGGCCAUAGGAACUAGGUAAUGAAUGCACAGGCCGUCGAUUUGACACACUGUUACCCACAAGUGAUAAAACUUUUAUCCGGGUGAGACAAAAGAGGAUUUGAUAUAUUCAUUACUUGCCUACACAAAAAACAAAAACAAAACAAAAAAAACAAAACAAAAAAGCGUUGCAUCAUGAAUAUUUUACUUACCGUGAGUAGUAAUAACUGAAGUCGUAGGUAUUAUUUAGGAGUAUUUCAGUCAUUAAUCUCCAGCCUCGUUUCUGUUGAUCUUGUAGUUUGUGUGUUUUUAUGAUUUGAAUUACAUAUCAUACCGCUAGCCUUCUCGACCAAGCUUGGGCGUAGAGAGUAGUAGUAAGCCUGGCGACCUACAGACGGCCGGACCCACCCAGUCCACCCUGAUUGUUUCUGCAGGAUACAUGGCGCCAGUUUGUGAGUCAUGUAUCAGUUCCAGGACACCUGGUGCCCGUCAGUUGCCUGUAGGACACGUGGCGCCGUUUACAACAUGUAUCAGUUGAGUGUAGGACACAUGACGCCAGUUGUGCCAGGCAUCAGUUGCCUGUAGUACACGUGGCGCCGUUUGUUUCAUGUAUGAGUUGCCUGUAGGACACAUGGUGCCAGUUAUACCAUGUAUCAGUUGACUGUAGGACACAUGGUGUCAGCUGUGUUAUUAAUCAUUUGAUUGUAAGAUACAGGGCGCCAGUUGUGCCAUGUAUCAUUUGACAAUACCAUACAUGGCAUCGUGUGUAUGUGUGUGUGUGUGUAUGUAUGACUCUAGAGCACACGGCGUCAUUUGUGUCACGUAUUAGUUGACUGUAGGACACAGCGCUGGUGGUGCCGUGAACCACUAACCUAACAUUGUGUAGGAGAAUCACAAUCCCGGCUACAAGUGGCUAGCGAGAGUAACUGUACAUAGGCGGCGGGGUGGAGAGAAACGCCUCCUGUGCUGACGGGAUGAUCAGACGCCAGAAUAUAAAGAAAUAUUUAUUAUUAUUAGUGAACAUAACAGUGACAGCGACGUGAGUGAGAUACAGUAGCGUUAGCCAAAGGUUUUAUUGAUGAUGUCAAAGAUUUAUUCCUUUCGACUCACAGGCAGAAUAUAUUCCUUCAAUAAAAAUCCAUUAAUUGUAGUAACAUGAUAAUUUUCGGAAGACAAAGACAAAAUACCUCAGUUGGACGCACUUGACUCGACACCUGAAUACGUGACGACAAACCACAAAUAAACACAGACAGAUUAUGACGGACCGAGCUGUUGCUUCCUCUGUAGGAUGAUGUAGGUGUGUGAGAGGCGGUGUAGGUGUGUGAGAGGUGGUGUAGGUGUGUGAGAGGCGGUGUAAGUGUGUGA
Messenger RNA from Homarus americanus (American lobster), 4302 nucleotides. RefSeq lists its product as uncharacterized. The coding region runs from base 323 to 718 and encodes 131 amino acids. NCBI's taxonomy places the organism in Eukaryota, Metazoa, Arthropoda, Malacostraca, Decapoda, Nephropidae. The transcript has 5 exons. Gene Ontology annotation, cellular component: neuron projection. The record is from RefSeq and is a predicted model, not a curated record. Gene Ontology annotation, biological process: G protein-coupled receptor signaling pathway.